AUGCUUGGUGCAAGUUACUCAAGUGGUGCUAUAUUUGCCAUGAAGCCAUGGUUUGGUGAUCAUCGUAAGAAUUAUGUUGGAGUUUUAUUGACUAGUCUUUUGAUGUACGUGUUUGGACUGAUUUAUGCAGUUUUCAUGAAAGCCAAUUUUGUUAUUGACACAAAUCCUGAGAAAGAUGGUGCUUCUUUCCUUCAGGUUGUGAAGGACGUUUUCCGUUUAUCAAGAGCCAAAGAAUGUCUUGCAACUUUUACGAAGAAAAGGCCAAAUCAGGGUCGACUCCGAUUGAUAUUAUUAAUUACUUCAGGAGCUGUUUGUGAUGCUGCACUCUUUAGUGAAGACGGCAUUGCCUACCAGUUUGCUCAGCGGGUUUAUGGACUGACUGAAGAUGCAUAUACAUCACUGUUGACCCUUGGCUACAUACCACCAACCAUUGCAACUUCAAUUGGUCCAUCAUUGCUCAAGUUUUUAGGCUUUUCUGAUGCGAGUAUCGCUAUAUUUGGAUGUCUAUCAUUGUCUGUAUUUUUCAUUAUCAGAGGAAUAUUUUUGUCUAUUCGAGGUUACAUUGCUGGAUAUGUGAUUGGCUCAUGUGGACGAAUCUCAAACGUUGCAAUUAGAAGUCUCAUAGUUUCUACUGUCGAUUCUGCUGAAUCGGCACAAGUUUUCACUCUUUCAACGGCACUUGAAACUAUUGUUGGGUUAGGUGCAACCUUCUUGUAUACUUCAGUAUUUACUCUAACAAUCACUCAUCAACCUGGAGCUGUGAUGCUUCUAGUUGGGUCAAUCAUAUUGUAUCCAUUAGCUGUUAGCUUUUGGAUAAGAUUUGUUCAGAUUUAA
Molecule: messenger RNA, 834 nt
Organism: Tetranychus urticae (two-spotted spider mite)
Lineage: Eukaryota; Metazoa; Arthropoda; Arachnida; Trombidiformes; Tetranychidae
Source: RefSeq, a predicted model, not a curated record